AUGAAUUAUCGAGACGGCCAGGAGGUUAUGCGCGAACGCCUUCGCAUCGAAAACGCUCGUGCCCGCUGGGACGAAUUCAUCUUCUCGGAUCGCGGAUACUCUGCGUCGGAUGGAUCUAUCAUUUUCUCUUCUUCGUCUGGAAGCGAGAGGGGCUUCUAUUCGGACAACGGUUUCUCCAGCGUUGACGACAACUUUGGUACCGAUGGAGAAUUCGUUGGAGGAAUCGUCGAUUACAUCAUACAACAACAGGGAGUAUUCGAUAUCGAUGUGGUUGAUGGAUUGGUCAAACCAUCCUCUCAUAGAGGUUCAAUUGAGGAUUUUGUCUCCGACUUAUGGAUUCUCGAUCGCAACGACGAAAUUAAUGAGGAUUACUGGGCUCGUCUUGCCGAGCUUAACGACGAGGACCUCGGUGAUUCUGGAGCCGAGGGAGACGUUGAAUCACAGGAUGGAGAGGAGAGCGGAGAGGAAAUCGGAGAGAAGGAGGAAGAAAAGGUUGUUGGUAACGAGAAGAAUAAUGAGGAGUAG
Molecule: messenger RNA, 525 nt
Organism: Caenorhabditis briggsae
Lineage: Eukaryota; Metazoa; Nematoda; Chromadorea; Rhabditida; Rhabditidae
Exons: 1
Coding region: 1-525 (174 amino acids)
Source: RefSeq, a predicted model, not a curated record